Alternaria atra is the source of this 678-nucleotide messenger RNA. RefSeq lists its product as uncharacterized. Gene Ontology annotation, cellular component: nuclear body; RecQ family helicase-topoisomerase III complex. Gene Ontology annotation, biological process: double-strand break repair via homologous recombination; resolution of meiotic recombination intermediates. The record is from RefSeq and is a predicted model, not a curated record. The transcript has a single exon. NCBI's taxonomy places the organism in Eukaryota, Fungi, Ascomycota, Dothideomycetes, Pleosporales, Pleosporaceae. The coding region runs from base 1 to 678 and encodes 225 amino acids.
AUGGCGGCUAACGUCACAGCUGAGCUAACACAGCACCUAAAUGCCCGACAUCUUUACCCUACCGCAGCCUGGCUGCAAGGCUUCCUGUCCACAACCCGACCGAACACGCCAUUGCCCGCCAUCAAGCAGACAGCUCUCUUCCGCCUACUAGCCACCGACAUCACAACAUCGCUCACUCAGCCUGCAGCCUCAGUGUUUCCCAGCGAUGUAUUAAAGGGCACAACUAAGUCCCGCCUUGUCCCUGGCCCUGUUGUCUGUCAAGUGCUUGACGUCGAAGACAUUGGCCACUCGCGUUGGUCCCAGGUCGAAUCUAUCGAAGCGCAAGAGCGGGGCGAAAUGACAAAAGGAAGGGAGAUCGUGCGCGUUGUAGAACAAGAGAACGAGGGCACUGCUGAGGCUGCAGUUCCUGUGCAGAGCAAAGGGCCAUUCAAGUUGCUACUGCAGGACGCAAAAGGACUCAAGAUCUAUGCCAUGGAUCUGAGAGGGAUAGACGGGCUCAACACCAAUAUGGUUAUGGGCGCAAAGCUUGUCCUGAAAAAUGUUGACGUAAGGAGAGGUGUCAUCAUGCUUGAGCCCGGCAGUGUUCAGUAUGUUGGUGGGAAGCUCGAGGCACUUGAUAAGGCUUGGAAAGAGGGGAGGAAGGAGAGGCUGAUGGCAGCGGCUAAGGUGACAGCAUAG